AUGACGGGCUUCAAGGCGCUUCUCAUUGUCUAUGUCGUCGGCGGCUUGACGUUUGUGCCGCUGCUGGUCAUCAGUCUUGUCGCAUUGAUCUUGUACACUUCGCCAGUCGUGGCGCCAGAUGACGACCCCGAGCUGCGCAAGGUUCCUGCAGAUGAAGCCGUCAAGACAGCCAACAAGAUCAAGACAGAUGCGACAGCAGCUCGCAAGAAGGAUGCAAGCACGAGUGCGGUGGCAUCGAGUAGCGAGGACGAGGACGAGCCUGGCUUGCCCACGCCGCCUACCCUGUACAAGGCAGGCUGGCUCACCGUCAGGCGAACUUUUGAACCAACAGUCGUCACCGAUGGAACCUAUAUGGGCAUGAUGGGCUCAGCGUAUCGCUCUUUCAUGGACAACAGAUCGAAGGACCCGAGGCGGAAUAAGCCAAAGGACAGGUUCUACGCUGCUCUGAAGCAGAAUGUCCUAUUUCUGUACGACACAGAGCAGCAAGUUGAUGUCUGGGCUGCGAUAGAGGUCACACUACACACUGUGUCCAUCUAUCCAGAAGUCGUACUCGAUGGCGAGUUGUUCAUGAAGCGUAACGCGGUCUGUCUGCGGCCAAAGUCAAGUCAAGCCUUGGCGGAACACGUUACCGACAGCAACACAUCCGAGAGCCAGUCGGCUAGUCCAGGCAAGCCAAUGCCAUGGUUUCUCUUUCCGAGUUCGAAUAUCGACAAGGAGGACUGGUAUCAUGCCCUCGUGCAAGCGACAAAGCUAUCAGAUGACGAGCCGGACACAACUUUCAUACGAGACCGAUCACUUUUUGAUCCACAUGACAUGUCACGCCUGAUUGAAGGCAUCGACGAUCAGCCAGACCCCAUACCCAUGCGAUGGCUCAACGCCAUGCUCGGACGCAUCUUCUUCUCUGUCUACCGCACCGCAUCCCUUGAGAACUACAUCAUCAAUCGCAUCAUACGCAAAUUGAAUAGAGUCAACAAGCCCAGCUUCUUGUCUGACAUCGUCGUCCGAGAGGUCAACGUGGGAUCCUCGGUACCUUACUUCAGCAAGCCCAUGCUCAAAGAUCUCACUGUCGACGGCGACGCGAGUAUGGACGUUCACGUCAGCUACAAGGGAAACUUUCGCGUCACGAUCAGUACAGUAGCUACCAUCAAUCUAGGACAGCGCUUCAAGCCCUAUACCGUCAGGCUCGUCCUUGCCGUCGUCUUGAAAGAGCUCGAAGGCAAUCUGCUGGUCAGAGUGAAGAAGCCGCCAAGCAACCGUCUAUGGUUUGGCUUCUCGACCUCGCCUACGCUCGUGCUCAGCGUCGAGCCGGUCGUGUCUACUCGUCAGAUCAAGUGGUCGAUGAUUCUCAAACCCAUCGAGUCGCGACUACGUGAGAUUGUGCUCGAAUCAGUCGUGCUACCUCACAUGGACGACAUCUCGUUCUUCGACACGAGGUCAUACACGCAUCGGGGCGGUAUCUGGGGCGAUGCUGCGCGCAAGGCAGACGAUCCUCUCUCACCGGGUCUUGAUGCGCAUCCUGUGGGCGAAGAGGGCGAUCACGACGUGCCAGAAGCGGAGCUCGACACUGCAUCCGAGCCAAGGCAGGAUACAUUGACGGCAGAUAGCACGAGACAGCGCAAAGGCAAGCGGAAUGCAGAAACAAGUCCCGAUGGUCGUCCUGCUUCUGUUGCUUCUGCGCCGCCCAUGACAGAGACCAAGAGCGAAGGGAUUCCGUCCUCCGCGUCGACGCUCAGUCUGCCUACUUGGGCAGCGAAGACGGAAGACAAAGAUACCUCAAGGCGGAAGUCCUGGUUCGUGGGCUCUAAGCCAACCCCAUCGUCUUCCGUCCCGCGCAGUCGAGCUUCCUCUGUGAGCGACGGUCCGGAAAAGCCAACAGUCAUAGCGGAUGAGGGCGCAGAUGCGGCUGCAAAGUUGCGGGAAGCACUCUCUGCUUCUAGAGGACGAUCUGUUGAGCCUACCGCUACUGUCAACUCCGAUACAAAAGCAGAGCCAGCUCGAAGCGAUAGCCCAGGGUCCACAAAACGCGAUAAAGCCUAUGAGCAGUUGCUGGACGCUGCCGUUCGAUCCGAUUCGCCAGAGACAGCGUCGCAAGUCGAUCCUGCAGAAACGAAGCUGGACGAAGCUCCUGCGUAUCCGCCUGCGACGAGCGUAGCUGCGCCUGGGCCGACGCACAAGAUGUCUGAUGUGGUCGUCGAAGCAGCUGCGAAGAAGGAGGGCUUCCUGCCUCCACCUCGUCGAUCUGCCGCGGCAGACGCGUCAUUGCAGAAGCCGACGUCAUCUCUGCUGUCUUCCUGGCGAGCGAAAGCAUCGGAUAAGGAAGCCUUGGCGACAAGCGUCAAUCAAGCCCGAGAUGCUGCGAAGAAGUGGGCAGCCAAUUGGCGAAAGCCGGUCGUGCAAGAGCCCGGCGAAGCUGCGAGUCCGAAUGGAACGAUCGAGGGAGCGUCGGAUGUGCCUGGACUCGAACUCAGUAAGCCUUCGCCUGGCAAGCCAAAAGCGCGUCCAGUCUCACGCAAGAGCUCGCCAGAUCGUGCGAUGACUUACAAGGACUACUUGGCCGCGAAGAACAGAGACAGUGCGGAGAGCGAUGCUGCUGCAGAUGCAGCGGUCAUGUCGAGCUCGCCUGAGAAGCACGAGCGAGCGCACCGUCCUUCGAUCUCAUCUUCGCCUAGUGGGCAUUUCAGACCAGCAGCGAGUAAACCGACAACGAGCGUUACUUCGUCGCCCCAAACUGGGCCGCGCAAGGUGCCUCCGGGACCUGCAGAGAACACGCUAUCAACUUCGCCAUCGCAGCAUGCGCGGAGGACAUCCAACACAAAUCUGGGCUACCGGCCGACAGCAAAGAUGACCGUGCCGGGUAUGGCGCCCGGUCGGCAGUUUGGUAUUGGCUCGACCAAUGCGCCUACUUCUGUCAGCCCUUCUCUGUCACCUCUGACUGCGGCAGCGGUCGCAAAGCCAGAACUAUCGACAGAGCCUUUCGAGCCGCUUGCAUUGCCUACGUCUGCUAGUCAAGCUAGCUCUGCUCUUGCUGUCGCUACCAGUAGCGCACCCGUACAUACGCCCACGCCGCUCUCUGAGCUGAGCCAGCCUGCGGUGGAGAUACCUGCAGAGGCGGCAGGCAGAACGGCUGUCGAUCUACCGCCGACGACUUCGACCGCUACGCAAGAUGUGGGCGCCGCAAAGGAGAUUGACGAGAGGCCCGAGGAUGAGGAGCUCGCGUGGGGUUUGGAUGAGAUCAACGAUGAUGCAGCUGUAACAACUUGA
Messenger RNA from Mixia osmundae IAM 14324, 3261 nucleotides. RefSeq lists its product as uncharacterized. Gene Ontology annotation, molecular function: lipid binding. The coding region runs from base 1 to 3261 and encodes 1086 amino acids. The record is from RefSeq and is a predicted model, not a curated record. The transcript has 2 exons. Lineage: Eukaryota; Fungi; Basidiomycota; Mixiomycetes; Mixiales; Mixiaceae. Gene Ontology annotation, biological process: phospholipid transport. Gene Ontology annotation, cellular component: endoplasmic reticulum; ERMES complex.